Caenorhabditis remanei is the source of this 3075-nucleotide messenger RNA. RefSeq lists its product as uncharacterized. The transcript is spliced from 19 exons. Bases 1 to 3075 code for a protein of 1024 amino acids. Gene Ontology annotation, molecular function: GTPase activator activity. The record is from RefSeq and is a predicted model, not a curated record. Lineage: Eukaryota; Metazoa; Nematoda; Chromadorea; Rhabditida; Rhabditidae. Gene Ontology annotation, biological process: signal transduction; activation of GTPase activity.
AUGUCGUCGACGAGCAGUAUAUGCUCUUCAAAUGAUGCUGAUUUCAUCGUUGACACACGGAUUCCGUCGUCGAUUCGAAGGGAUAUUGAUCGAUUUUCAGUCUUCAUAAAUCGGCUGAGAGCGACUUUGGAUCUCAAUUCAUCCGUAGUUGACGGUGAAUCAAUGUGUGUGAAUGUUCAUGCAUCUUUGGAAAUGGUGUCUGAAUCGAUGCGAGACUUAUUCAAAUAUCCUCAAUUCAAGACGAAUCCCAUCAUUUUGCUGUCUCUUCAACUUGUGCAAGCCGUCAAAGACUUGAAAUUCGAUACGUGCUCAGUGGAUACGACACCAGUGCUGAACAUUAUCGAUCAGUUGGAAUCAGCUGUUUUAAACAUCAUUCUAAACCGUCACAUUGUCUCAUCAGUUCAUCAUACACCCAGUAGAAGUUCCACAUUAGGACGUUGGAAACAGAAUAACUCAACUGAUUCAUAUCUCCGGCACAGUGGAUCGCCCAAUUCAAUAUCACAAACAUUGCAAAGGAGGCACUCAACUCACCAAACACAUCCAGAUCCAAAUGAUCAAUCGACUGAAAAAGUGAUGGAGAUCGACAAAUUGCUGAUCUCCCGAGCUGAUGGUGUCGACGUGGCAUUUGAGAGAACGAAAGCAUGGAGCACUUACAGUAAAGAUGUGAUAGCAUACGUGAGAGCACGAAUACAAUUGGAACAAGAUCAUGCAAGAAAAGUACAUACACUGGUCGAUACUUCCCGAAGAGAUAUCAAUAAACCAUUCAUGCCGUUAAGGGAAAUAUUUGAAAACUCAUUCGACACUGAAGUGGAAAUGGUAACACAUACAAAGGAAACAACGGAACAUUUAAAAGAUCGGGUUGUGGAGGCAUUAGAUGCACGAAGAAAAGAACACGAUACGGUUAGAAAUGCAUUGAAAGUCGAGUGGACGAAAGCAAUGAAAGCAUUGCAUGACAGUGAAGAAGCUUACGAAAAGUCAAAAAUCACUUUGCGAUUACGGGAAGAUGCGCUGAAAAAGGCAAGAGAAAGUUGUCUACGAACUGAAAGUUCACCUCCAGAACGGGAAGCUUCGAGAAGAAGAAGAGAUUUGGAGAAGAAGAAUCGGGCAGUUGAAGAGGCUAUGAUCAAGAAGGAAGAAGCUGAGAGACAGGUGAUGACAAUAACAGCUGAAUUACGAAACAAAAGGAGAAGCAUCGAUAAACUGAAAGAAAGCAUAGUCGAACGGCUUCGUGAGCUCAUAUUCCAGUGUGAGCAGACAACAAAGGCGUGCACAGUUCAUUAUUUCACGUCACUGGCGGCGCUUUGGGCGCGAUUGCCGGGAGCAUUUCACGAAUUAUCGAAUGCGACAAGAGACUAUCAACCAGGUACCGAGUACAUGGCAUUCUUGCAAACUCUGCCCACUCGAGCUGCCAGUAGUAGCAGCCUUGUCAGAUCGGAUCGUUCGAUUGACGAAGGUGUAGCAUCAUGCGAUGGGUCAUCUUCAUUAACAUCUCUUCGAAGAAAUGCAAUAAAUCCAGAUGACGAGGGAGCACUUCCUGAUACAAAAAGACAUAAGAAAACUAGCUACGCUGGUCGAACAUUCGAUAACCAUGAAAUCUCGACUGCAGCUCAAUCUCAUCACAUUCAACGAACAGUUCAACCAUCGAAAUGCUCUGCUUGUGACACUUUGUCUAUCCUUUACACAGUCCAGUGUAUUGAUUGUGGGGGACAAUGGCAUAAAGCUUGUUUUCCACGAAUUCAACAAGUAUGUGGACAAGCAUCAAAACUGGUCGAUCGUCGAACAUCGAUAUUUGGAGUACCUUUGAAAGGACUUCUUGAACACCAGAAUAGGCAUAUCCCGUUGAUUAUCGAAAAGAGUAUUGAUCAGUUGCAGAGGCGAGGAUUGAGAGCAAAAGGAAUAUAUCGAACAUGUGGUGUGAAGUCAAAAAUCGAAGAGAUCUGCAACUCAUUCGAGCGGAGUUCUUCUGAUGAUGAAGUCUGUCUUGAAAAUGAAAAUCCAAUGAACUUGGCUUCAGUUGUGAAGUUAUAUCUGCGGAAACUGCCUGAACCUCUUCUUACUUUUGAAUUGUAUGAUGAUUUCGUAAAAUUAGGAACUGAAUGUUGCUCUGCUCAAGCAUCUGGAUCGAAUUGUGAAGAAGAGAAAGUCGAACAAUUGAGACAACUUGUCAGAAAAUUACCGGUGCAUAACUACGAGACGCUCAAGUUUAUUAUGCUUCAUUUGAAUAGGGUUUCAUGGUUUCACGAAGUGAAUCUUAUGGGUGCAUCCAAUUUAUCAACUGUAAUAGCUCCUUCUCUAAUAUGGAUGUCUCCGAAACGAAUAGAUCAUACAUCGGCAAUUCGAGAUGCACAAUAUACGAACAAAUCGAUUGAAGUGAUGAUCAGAAAUUCAUAUACGAUAUUUGGAAUGGAUCGACAAGCUGAUUGGCAGAGUUUCUUCUCUCGAUACAGUGUUGAAGAGCCACCGAAAGAAGAAGAAGAUUGUGGAAAUGAAUCUGAUAUUGAGGAUGAUAUUGAAGAUUUGGAUGAUCAGGAUAGGUCAGAUGACGAUGAGGAUGAAGCGAUUUUCCUUCCUCCAACACCAGAUAUUCUGAAAGCGACAAGGAAACCAGUGGAACAGACUACGUCUCUUCCCAAUCCAAAAUUGCCAGUAGAAAGAGUAUCAAGUGGUCGACGAUCAAAUAACAAUGAACCACCACCAACAGUUCAAAGAAGGACCACUGACGUGGCAAGACGAGGUGAUAUGGGUGAUAAGAGAAAGAGUUAUACAACAUCGAUCGUGAUCGCUCCACGAGAUGGAUCACCUGACCAUGUAGAUCAAAUUCAGAUAAUCGAACGGGAUGUUUAUGACAAGAGGCCAUCAUUAGAACAGGAAAAGUGCUACUCUUUGGCGAACGAAUGUGUACAGUCUACGGGGGGUAACUCGGAAAACAAAUCGAAAUCAUCGCUUUCUUCAACGCCAAUCGACCGCCGAAGAGGAAUUCGACGUGGUGGACGUCGAAAUGAGCCGGAAAGGAAUCGCGGUUCCGACGAUGACGAUUGUAUCACCAAUGACAAUUCCACAACCCACCCAGAAUAG